Molecule: messenger RNA, 882 nt
Organism: Peniophora sp. CBMAI 1063
Lineage: Eukaryota; Fungi; Basidiomycota; Agaricomycetes; Russulales; Peniophoraceae
Source: the annotation of a GenBank genome assembly
AUGGUGAACUGGAGGGAAGCCGCAACUGAGCGGGCUGAGCUCGCAGGCAUGGAGGCGAUGUCUCUGGUGCUAAUAGGGAUAUAUCUACACGAGAUGGCUUGUUCCUUGAAGUUCGACCUCAGACUGAUGGCAACCGCGAGAGAUGGGUCGAGCGACUCUGUUCUCGCGAAAUGCGUCAAAGCGACGUACCUGGGCUGCCGUCAUUCGGUUCUCAUAGCGGCUAUCCUGGAACUCUACAUGGUCUUCCGCUCCGGCAGAGGGGCGAUCCCCUGUUAUGGUAUCAUGAAGGUGUCCGCGGGAACGGCCGCUCUCUCUUCCACAUGUUGCUCAGCGCUGAUCGCUGCCCGAACGAUGGUCGUAUGGAACUGGGAUGCGCGCAUUACAACGCUUGUAAGCGCAGUCUGUUUAGCGGCUCUUGUAACGGACAUACGAGUCGUUGUUAUGUUAUUCUCUUCGUACGAUACCGUCAGCUGUUUCUGUACUCUAACAGACGAGAGCGCGAACCUGCCGAACAUUCUCGCGCUUCUUGUCUGUGACUUCGUUCUGCUUGUAUGCUUACUGGCAGGUCUCUACCGAUGGCAUCACCCAACGAAAGGGUCGCGUGGGUUCAGUCUUUGGUCUGUGCUUUGGAUGCAAGGCGUAUUAUAUCUUAUCAUCGCAUCUGUGACGGAGGUUCCUGCGCUGGUCUUCCUGUUCUUGAACUUGAACACGGCCAUGGACAUUAUCUUCACAAGACCCCUGAUCGUGCUGCUGGUUCUUGCGGCGACGCGAUUCCACCGGUCACUGCACGCCUUUACUCCUAACAAGCCUCGCCAUGAGUUCACAGACACUAUCCACUUUGCGACGGUAGAUGUCGGGGCAAGUCGCAGCCAAACUUGCUGA